Messenger RNA from Suncus etruscus (white-toothed pygmy shrew), 3872 nucleotides. It is a transcript of the gene STAT6, whose product is annotated as signal transducer and activator of transcription 6. The coding region runs from base 376 to 2853 and encodes 825 amino acids. The record is from RefSeq and is a predicted model, not a curated record. Gene Ontology annotation, molecular function: DNA-binding transcription factor activity, RNA polymerase II-specific; RNA polymerase II cis-regulatory region sequence-specific DNA binding. Gene Ontology annotation, biological process: regulation of cell population proliferation; regulation of transcription by RNA polymerase II; defense response. Lineage: Eukaryota; Metazoa; Chordata; Mammalia; Eulipotyphla; Soricidae. The transcript is spliced from 22 exons.
UCCUGCAAAAGGCACGCACAGAUCGCCCCACUUUCUUCCUCUUCCUCCUCCAGCCCACUUUCUCUUCUCUGUGUCGUCAGAGCUCCAGGGAGGGACCUGGGUAGACCAGACCGAGAAGCCGGAAACAGUGGGUUGGGGCAGCCACUGCUUACUCUGGAGAGGAAGGCCCGGGAGGAGACUUUGGGUGUGUGUGUGUGUGUCUGUCUGUCUGUCUGCCUGCCUUUCUGUUUUGUUCGGUGGCAGUCGCAGAGACCUUCGCUAGCCGGCCAGCCCUGAACUCGCUGGACAGAGCAGCAGCCCUAUGGGGCCUGGCCGUGCCUGCUGAGAGGCAGAAGACAGCCCAGGGGUUGUCAGGCACCCUACAAGCCCCAAAUCAUGUCUCUCUGGGAUCUGGUUUCCAAAGUGCCCCCUGAAAAGUUGCAGCGGCUCUAUGUUGACUUUCCUCAGCACAUGCGGCAUCUGCUGGGUGAAUGGCUGGAGAACCAACCCUGGGAGUUCCUGGUUGGUUCUGACAGCUUCUGCUACAACAUGGCCAGUGCCCUGCUCUCAGCCACUGUCCAGCACCUUCAGACUUCAGCUGGUGAGCAGGGGGAGGGGAGUGCCCUCUUGCAACACAUCAACACUCUUGAGAGCAUAUAUCAGAGGGAGCCCUUGAAGCUGGUGGCGACUUGCAAACAAAUACUUCAAGGGGAGAAAAAAGCUGUUAUGGAAGAGUUUCACCACCUGCCCAUGUCCUUCCGCUGGAAGCAGGAAGAACUCAAGUUUAGCACUAUACUGCAACGGCUUCAACACCGGGUAGGGGAAAGCCGUCUCUUCCGAGAAGAACUACAUCAGGAGGCCCGGAGUGACCCAGUACCUCUGCCACAAUUGAGGUCUGCCAAUGGGACCGGGCCUCGAGAGAAGCUGGCCACCUUGCUGCAGGAGACUGUUGAAGAACUGGAGGUGGCGCAGGUUCUGGUGCUGAAGAGGCUCCACCUUUGGAAGCGACAGCAGCAGCUGGCAGGGAAUGGCGCGCCCUUCGAUGAGAGCCUGGGCCCGCUCCAGGAAAGGUAUGAGAGCCUGGUGGACAUUUAUUCCCAGCUGCAGCAGGAGCUGGGGUCAGCUGGUGCGGAACUUGAGCCUAAGACCCGGGCCUCACUGCUAAGCCGGCUAGAUGAAGUCCUGCGAACACUUGUCACCAGCUCUUUUCUUGUGGAGAAGCAGCCCCCACAAGUUCUGAAGACUCAGACUAAAUUUCAGGCUGGGGUUCGAUUUCUUCUGGGCCUCCGGUUCCUGGGUACUUCGGCUAAGCUUCCAAUGGUCAGAGCAGACAUGGUGACUGAGAAGCAAGCUCGGGAGCUCAACCAACUCCAGGGUUCUGGGACUGGAGCAGAAAGCACAGGCGAGAUCAUCAAUAACAUGGUGCCAUUGGAGAAUAGUGUUCCAGGCAACUGCUGUUCCGCUCUCUUCAAGAACCUGCUUCUGAAAAAGAUCAAGCGGUGUGAGCGAAAGGGCACAGAGUCAGUGACUGAGGAGAAAUGUGCCGUGCUCUUCUCCACCAGCUUCACACUGGGCCCCAACAAACUCCCCAUCCAACUCCAGGCCCUGUCCUUGCCCCUGGUGGUCAUCGUUCACGGCAACCAAGACAACAAUGCCAAAGCCACCAUCUUGUGGGACAAUGCCUUCUCGGAAAUAGACCGUAUGCCCUUUGUGGUGUCAGAGCGGGUGCCUUGGGAGAAGAUGUGUGAAACUCUGAACCUCAAGUUCACGGCUGAGGUGGGGACGAGCCAGGGGCUGCUCCCAGACCACUUCCUCUUUCUGGCCCAGAAGAUCUUCAACGACAACAGCCUUAGCACAGAGGCCUUCCAGCACCGUUUUGUGUCCUGGUCACAGUUCAAUAAGGAGAUCUUGCUGGGCCGUGGCUUUACCUUUUGGCAGUGGUUUGAUGGUGUUCUAGAUCUCACCAAACGCUGUCUCCGAAGCUACUGGUCUGAUCGGCUGAUCAUCGGUUUCAUCAGUAAACAAUACGUCACUAACCUUCUUCUUCACCAGCCUGACGGAACCUUCCUACUUCGCUUCAGUGACUCAGAGAUCGGUGGCAUCACCAUUGCUCAUGUCAUACGGGGCCAGGAUGGCUCCUCACAGAUUGAGAAUAUUCAGCCAUUUUCUGCCAAAGACCUAUCCAUUCGCUCGCUGGGUGACCGGAUUCGAGAUCUAGUUCAACUCAAAAAUCUCUACCCCAACAAACCCAAGGAUGAGGCUUUCCGGAGCCACUACAAACCUGAACAGAUGGGGAAGGACAUCAGAGGCUAUGUCCCAACUGCCAUCAAGAUGACCGUGGAAAGCAGGGAACAACUUCCUACCCAGGAGACCCAGAUGCCUCCCAGAGUGCCCUCUUAUGGUCACGGAAUGAAUCCCAACUCUUCUGUGAACAUCUGCCCAGACAUGCCCAGGGUGUACCCACCACACCCUCACCCCCUCUCCUCCUAUUCAGCCCUUUCCCCUGAAGAACCGGUUCCUGUGAUGCCAACCUACCCAGAAACUCACCUACAAAUGCCCUCCAACCUGGGUCAGCUGAACCACCUCAACUUUGACUCAACUCACCCCUCGGAUCUGCUGCCCUGCCAACCUCGUGAACAUGUCUGCCCGGAUGUGACCAUGGCUGAGGAGAGCUGCUUGAGUGAGCAAGUGGGCGAGUUUCAAAACACCUGGGGAGGGGCAGACAUGUUCCCGCCCUUUCUGCCUCCAACGGAUCAGGACCUCACUAAGCUUCUGGAGGGGCAAGGAGAGUCAGGAGCCCUGCAGCACUCUUCCUAUGGGCAGCCUGGAAUUCCAAUGUCCCACCUGGACCUAAGGGCCAACCCAAGUUGGUGAAGCCAGUUGUAAGGUGAUCCCUUAAAAUCAGCUCUAUUCCCACGGACUUGCUCUGGACAACUGUUCUUCCCUGUCUGGCUAAGCAGCCCCCGGAGUAUAUUGUCCUAUCCACACCUAGUCCUUGGUCAGGAAGAAAAGACAUUGGUGGGAGAUUUUGCAAUGGGUGGAGCGUGACCACUCCUUCCAUCCUAUAUACCCCAGCCCUCUCCCUUCCACUCUUGGAUGAGGAAAUCAGGCUCUAAAAGUGAGAACACGCUGCAGCAUGCCUCCACACACAAACAUAUACAUGUGUACACACACACCACACACAGGAAGAAUGGGGCUGAACUGUAAGAGGGUGGGGCCAGAGCACAAGCUAGGGCAACGCAGGCUGCGACUGUGCAGUCCAGAACUCACAAGCCGUGGUACGCACCCUCAAGCACAUAUUUGCACUAGAGACCGGAGACAGGGUGCACGGGCUUGGAUCCCAGUUCUGGGGACCAGGAAAGCAGUUCAGACUCUUUGGGCAGGAGGAAUCUCAACAUAGUGAUGAAUGUGGGUUUUGCCCAGAUGAAAAAGAAAUUCCAGAGUCCCCAGUUCCUGUCAGUCAGAUAGAGGCGUUCCGUUCUGCAUGAUUCUAUGUGGGAGCACAAAGGCUUAGUUUAUGUCCAGCUGUGUGCAAGUGUGUGUACCCCAGAGAGAUGUCACAUGGUGUUUGUGUGACACAAAGAACACUGACUUGAUGUGUGGAUGCCAGCCCUGGGAUCUUCAUAGACAGUUGCGAGUGGAGCCUAUUGCCUCAAAAUUGCUGAUCUUGCCUGGAGGGUGGGAUAAGUCUGACGCCCAGAUCACUCCUCUUGGUGUAUUGGUGUACCCUCUGCUGCUUGUUUGCCCACUCACACUGCCACUUGCCCUUCACCCCCCCAUCCUAUGCCACUCUUUCUUCCUCUGGGGGGAGGGUCAUAGAUCCUAAGCCAUAAAAUAAAUUUUAUUCCAAAAUAACAAAAUAAAUAAUCUACUGUACACAAUCUGAAAAGAAA